GAGCGCAAGCGGGUGUUGUAGGUAGACUUCGAGAGGGCGGAGACAACGCCUUGGAGAACGCCCUCUGUCACCCCGGGUCGUCGUGCAUUGUGGGACUGUUUCCGGGGGAGAUUUCGCCAACGCUAUUCUGGCUGACAUCAUGGAAAAAGAUGGCCUCAUCAUCAGGGAACGACGACGACUUGACCAUUCCGAGGGCAGCCAUCAACAAAAUGAUAAAGGAAACUCUCCCUAACGUACGGGUAGCAAACGAUGCCAGGGAGCUUGUAGUGAAUUGUUGCACAGAAUUUAUUCAUCUGAUUUCCUCGGAGGCUAAUGAAAUAUGCAACAAGUCCGAGAAGAAGACCAUAUCUCCCGAACAUGUCAUCAACGCACUUGAAAGCCUGGGCUUUGGGUCCUACAUCGCGGAAGUCAAAGAUGUUCUGCAGGAGUGUAAAUCGGUAGCGCUUAAAAGGAGAAAAGCAAGCUCCCGCCUGGAGAACCUCGGCAUUCCCGAAGAAGAGUUACUACGUCAGCAACAAGAACUGUUCGCGAAAGCACGGCAGCAGCAGGCAGAGCUGGCCCAGCAGGAGUGGCUGCAGAUGCAGCAGGCGGCCCAGCAGGCCCAGCUGGAGGCAGCGUCAGCCAGCGCGGCCCAGCAGGCCGGCUCCUCCCAGGACGAGGAUGAGGAGGACGACAUGUGAGGGAGAGGCAGAAUGAAAGGAAGAGAAAAAGAGAGAAAAGAGAUGCACACUCGUCUGUCCUCUGGUCUGCCUGGGCGAGCAGAGGCAUCUGCAGUGUUUGUGGACAACUCCUCCCCCUCCCCCCUCUCCUCCCUUCCCCUCUCCUCUCCUCUCCCUCUUCCCCCUCCGACAAGCCCCAGAGACAUUCGCAAUCCAGAAUGAGCAGUAUACACUUACAUAGAUGUUUCCUUUUUUAAGACGAAAAAAAAUGUUAAAUUGUUUGGGGCUUACACGUGGCCCUUUUAGAUAAUUGUUCGUGUUACUUGUUAACCCUGACAAACCAGACAGUCAAAGCUCUCUUUCCACAGCCAUUCUUUUUUUCAUGUUUUGUUUAAUUAUUUACUUUUAACAAUUGGCCCAUGCUAUCUCGUUUGGAUUUGUCAGAUGUUUAAACAUGGAAUUCUCACGCAUUAUAUGGGAUGCAAAGAGAAACGAUUUAUGGAAAUAUUUGUUCCUGAACUGUUCCUUGCUGAGUAUGUACAAGAUGAGUGUUUAAACUCUUGUACUGCCUCUUUUAGGUUGAUUGUAUAAUUGUUCCUCAAAUGUUAUUUUUGUAAUGUUCAGCGAGAAAUAUUUUCUAAGGGUGUCUUACUGACUCCUUGAAUAGGCAUUUGGGGGAUUGGGGAUAGUUUUGUUUGUUUUUGUUCUCUCCUUUUUAUAGGAACAGCUCCUCAUCCUUGUCUUGCUCAGUGGAUAAUACAGAUAUUAUUUCCAAAACACAUUUGGAGUUUUAUUUGUUAACAUAAGCUGUUCAUUGCUUUUUUUUGGGAUAAUUUUAGUUAAUUGAAGGUGUAAGUAGGUUGAGGCUUUUAUCUUCCUAAUGUUCAGUACAGUGUUGCUAUUAAAAGAUAUUCUCUUUCUCACCCCUAGUACCAAAGACAGGAGAGAGGCUUAACCCCCCUCAGUUACCAGACAGAGUAAAGCAAAAUACCGAUAGUGUUUGACUUCUGUAUAGAAUUCAAUGGCUUUGUUGCGGACAGUACCCAAGUUUGUGCACAUAGAGACACACACACACACACACACAAAAUGGUUAGUGACUUUCACUUUGUACAAUGUUUUGAUAUCUGAGCAGUUGUUUUUUUCCCCAGGUGCGAUGUGUAAAAGUUGCGUUGUGAAUGUGUGGUGAAUUCUUAACUUGUGAUGAUUGGUUAUCUCUAGUUGAAGUGUGUUCACAUGGCUUCUCAGAAGCCGUAAGCUGUAUUCUCUAAGCAAUAAAGUAAAACUGUUUUAUAGUCACAA
Molecule: messenger RNA, 1958 nt
Organism: Sardina pilchardus (European sardine)
Lineage: Eukaryota; Metazoa; Chordata; Actinopteri; Clupeiformes; Clupeidae
Gene: dr1
Product: down-regulator of transcription 1
Exons: 4
Coding region: 150-680 (176 amino acids)
Biological process (GO): RNA polymerase II preinitiation complex assembly; negative regulation of transcription by RNA polymerase II
Cellular component (GO): negative cofactor 2 complex
Molecular function (GO): RNA polymerase II general transcription initiation factor activity; protein heterodimerization activity; TBP-class protein binding
Source: RefSeq, a predicted model, not a curated record